AUGUCAGCUGAAUCAACCAAUGACCUUACUGAAAUCUUUGUCACUUCAGGAGACUAACCAAAGCCAGCUACUAACCCUAACUACCUUAGACUUUACGGUCAUCACUUGUGCCCAUUCGUCGAGAAAGCUAGAUUAGCAUUGGCUGCAAGAAACGUAGUUUACCAAAACUGUGAGAUAGAUCUUAGCAACAAGACUGAAUGGCAUGUUGCUAUCAAUGGUGGAUUUGUUCCAGUCCUUGAGUUCCCAGAUGGUACAAUCAUCCAUGAGUCAAAAGUGAUUAUGGAAUAUGCUGAAGAGGCUUACCCUGAUCAAGGAUACUCUACUCUACCAGACGAUCCAGUUGAAAAAGCUUAACUCAGAUUGGCUUCACUCAUCAUCGAUUAAGUUCAAGCUGCUUACUAUCCAAUGUACAUGAAGAAAUUCGGAUUUGAUGAUAAUGAUCUAAAAAAUCUCAAAGAGAAACUACAAAAAGUUGAAGAUUUGCUAGCUUAAAGACAAAAUGAGUCUGGAUUUGCUUGGGGAACAGAGAACCCAACAUAACUUGAUAUCCAUUUGUACCCAUUAAUGUCAAGACUUUAGUAUAUGAGAGGCUCAGCUUUUAAUGAGCACAUUGCUGAGAGAAUUGAUCCUGAAACCAACUACCCAAGAAUUAUUAGAUUGGUAGAAGCCAUUAGAAACAGAGAAGAAUUCAAAAAUGCUGUGACUCAAAAAAUUCCACAACAUAGUAUCAUUCAAAAACUAGUUGAAUUACCAGAAGGGUAAAGAUUAUCACUUUCUCUUCCAGUCAAAUUUGAAUGA
Molecule: messenger RNA, 798 nt
Organism: Stylonychia lemnae
Lineage: Eukaryota; Ciliophora; Spirotrichea; Sporadotrichida; Oxytrichidae
Source: the annotation of a GenBank genome assembly